UGCUUUUCUUUUUCUUUCCAUUGUUCUUCCCCUUUCUACCCACACGCUCAGAACACAGGAAAACACACAAGACCACCACAAUUCUCCAAAUUCAGCACCACAACCCACCCACCGCCGGCCACCAACAGCCCACCACCGACCGGCGACGACAUAGGCGCAGCACUACCAGUCCACCACACUAGUGAUCAUCUCUAUUUUAGUGAUUUUCCGAGUCCAGGUCCGCCCCUGUAUUGGAUCCUAACACACACCAACCGUGUUGACUCAGAAUCUUACUUCUCUAUUUUCAGUGUUAGCUAUGACUGUUAACGAUGAUCCUAUGGUGGUUCCCCCCACUCUCUCUCCCCCCAACACCUACGAAGCCGUUGUCAAUGGUGGCACCUUCGACCGAUUGCAUGACGGCCAUCGCCUUUUUCUCACUGCUUCAGCUACAUUGGCAAAACACCGUAUUGUCAUUGGAGUUUGCGACGGUCCUAUGCUUGCUAAGAAACAGUUUUCUGAACUCAUAGAACCAAUUGAGACGAGGAUGAAUAAUGUCAAAACUUUCAUAAAGUCUGUCAAGCCAGAGUUGGAAGUGCAAGCUGUACCAAUCACAGAUCCUUAUGGCCCUUCCAUUAUAGAUGAAAAAUUGGAGGCUGUGAUUGUGAGCAAAGAGACUUUACCUGGUGGAUUGGCAGUAAACAGAAAAAGAGCUGAAAGAGGCCUUUCACAGUUGAAGAUUGAAGUUGUAGAUUUGGUCUCCGGAGAAUCAGGCGAGAUUAAGCUGAGUUCAUCAAUGUUGCGGAAGCUUGAAGCUGAAAAGGGCCCAUAGACAUAGUAGUAACAAAGAUUUGUUGACAAUUUGACAUGUAUAAAAACAGAGGCCGAGUUUAAGAUGUCUGGUGCAUGUUCAUGGCAUUGUUUCAAGAACAAAUUCAUAUUCUUAUUCUUUAGAAGAAGAAAAAAAAUAUUGUAACAAUGUAUAUCUCUUUCUGAAGUUAAAAAUAAUCACGUGUAGCAAAAACAUUAUGGUUUUGGUAAGACAAAUGUGUUUUGCUUGUGUAUUCAUUUUCAA
Molecule: messenger RNA, 1051 nt
Organism: Medicago truncatula (barrel medic)
Lineage: Eukaryota; Viridiplantae; Streptophyta; Magnoliopsida; Fabales; Fabaceae
Product: phosphopantetheine adenylyltransferase
Exons: 7
Coding region: 296-808 (170 amino acids)
Biological process (GO): coenzyme A biosynthetic process
Molecular function (GO): pantetheine-phosphate adenylyltransferase activity; dephospho-CoA kinase activity
Source: RefSeq, a predicted model, not a curated record